This is a messenger RNA of Erythranthe guttata (spotted monkey flower), 1522 nucleotides long. RefSeq names its product bifunctional UDP-glucose 4-epimerase and UDP-xylose 4-epimerase 1. Gene Ontology annotation, molecular function: UDP-glucose 4-epimerase activity. Gene Ontology annotation, cellular component: cytosol. The record is from RefSeq and is a predicted model, not a curated record. NCBI's taxonomy places the organism in Eukaryota, Viridiplantae, Streptophyta, Magnoliopsida, Lamiales, Phrymaceae. Gene Ontology annotation, biological process: galactose metabolic process.
CUCUCUCUCCUCUUUCUCUCUCUUCAUUUACUCAGUACACUGACUCAUCAUCAACACACACACACGCCCACAAAAACUUAUCAGUAAAUUAAAUCACACUAUAAUAAAAUAUUCCCAAAAAAAUCAAUUAAAUAAUAAAUAGUCUCUAUAAAUCCAUCAGUAGUGAUAUAUAAUCGAUCAUCCUUGUGUUGAUUGAAACAGCAAUUACAGCAUGGGAAUCACUGCAGAGAAAGGGAGGAUACUGGUUACCGGCGGCGCCGGUUUCAUCGGCACACACACGGCGGUGCAGCUACUGAAACAAGGUUUUCAGGUUUUUAUUUUAGACAACCUUGAUAAUUCAGUUGAGGAAUCUGUUCACCGCCUCCGCCAGCUCGUCGGCGACCAUCUCUCCCAGAAUCUUCAUUUCCAUUUGGGGGAUAUUAGAAAUUUGGAGGAUUUGGAGAAAUUAUUUUCUCAGACCAAGUUUGAUGCAGUGAUCCAUUUUGCUGGACUGAAAGCUGUAGGAGAAAGUGUUGCUCAUCCCAUGAGAUAUUUCGACAACAAUUUAGUCGGAUCGAUCAAUUUAUACAAAAUAAUGGCGAAAUAUAAUUGUAAGAAGUUGGUUUUCUCCUCAUCGGCCACAGUUUACGGUCAACCCGAGAAGAUCCCGUGUCUAGAAGAUUCGGAAUUGAAGGCAAUGAAUCCUUAUGGUCGAACAAAGUUGUUUCUAGAAGAAAUCGCUCGAGAUAUUCAAAUAGCCGACCCGGAAUGGAGAAUGAUUAUGCUGAGGUAUUUCAAUCCGGUGGGGGCCCACGAGAGCGGUGUGAUCGGAGAAGAUCCGAAAGGAAUCCCGAACAAUCUAAUGCCUUAUAUAACACAAGUGGCUGUUGGUAGACUACCCGAGUUAAAUGUUUACGGCCAUGAUUAUCCUACACUCGAUGGUAGCGCGAUACGAGAUUACAUCCAUGUUAUGGAUUUAGCAGAUGGCCACGUAGCUGCGUUGGAGAAGCUUCUAGAAUGCAAGGACAUAGGUUUCGUGUCCUACAAUUUGGGAACGGGUCGAGGCACGUCUGUCCUAGAAAUGGUAGCUGCUUUCGAAAAGGCAUCAGGCAAGAAAAUCCCGAUUAAACUGUGUCCGAGAAGGCCGGGUGAUGCAACAGCUGUUUAUGCAUCGAUAGAGAAAGCUGGGAAAGAACUCGGUUGGAAGGCAAAAUACGGUAUAGAAGAAAUGUGCAGGGACCAAUGGAAGUGGGCAAGCCAGAAUCCAUGGGGUUAUCAAUCCAAGCCUUGAGAGCUCAAUUCCACACGAAUUCUACGACGCAAAAAUGCUCCGAUUCGGUUUGUUUUUGUCGAUUCUACGAUUGUAUUUUUUAUAUUCCUUACGUGUUAAAGUUCGUAUAUUUUUAAUAAUUCAGUCAUCGAUAAUGUGUUUAUUUUUUUCGUUCGUUUUUUUCUUCUGAGUGGAUCAUUUUCAAAUGUAACAGCACACAUUUCUUGAUUUUGGUCAGUGUGACUGAUGUAAUAAUUUUUUUUUUUUUUUUUA